UCGAUCUAAGACGACUUAAAUAACGCAUAUGUAACCAGGGAUAUCGAUCUUGGAUCAUUUUAUUAAUUACAUACAACAAACAAUUUUAAGCAAUCAUCGAUCUAAUCAUAGAUUUCUUCAUUCAUCUGUGAAAAUAUGGGAAACUGUUGCAAGGCAGCAUCAUCAAUGGAGUGGGAUGGCGAGGACUGGAGUGAUUUGGCGACGUCCAAGAAGACCAGCUUGAGGAAGGUGUUUGACGAAGCUCAUGCUCAUGUUCAUCAUGGUCAUGGGUUGAGUUUAGGAAAUGUGCAGAAGGAGAAGCUCAUGAGAUCGCUAAGAGCUUUUCCUGAUGCUAAUGGGAAGGCGAAUAUAAAGAUUUCAAAGAAAGAGUUGGUGGAAUUGUUGGAGAAGCAACAACAAACUAAUAAGAAGCAAGUAGGGAGAGUAUCUGCAGAACAAGUUCUGCUUCGCUUAACAAGGGCUAGAGAUCAUGAUGCAGCUCGUCACGGAUUAUGGAAGCCCGUGCUAGAGAGUAUUCCGGAGUUAAUUAGUUGAUUGAUGAUUAAUUAUGAGAUCUACUACUUAUGGUGCUGAUCAUGGAGUGUAGAUAGAUUGAGAAGGUUUUUUGCAUCAGUAAUUGUAUAGAACACUGAACACCUAAGAAAUUAAUCCACCAUUUAUGUAAUUGUAUAGAGCUAGGUUGGGGGGUUUGUAAUUGAUCCGUUCAUUAUUUCUGCCAGCGAAUAAUUAAGUGAUAUCAAAGAUACACUAUACGGUUAUUUGUGAAUCAUGUGACACCAGCAAAAACAUUUCCAGAAGCUAGUAUAUGUAUUUGCGGAGUACUUAUCAUUUAUUAAUUUGCUGGUUUAAUUUCUAGCUGAUAGAAGGGUAUUUUCUUUAUAAGUACUCUCAUUAUCUUGUUUUAAUGAAACGCGAUUCAAUGUUCCAGCUAGGUCUUUUGAAUCAAUU
Molecule: messenger RNA, 948 nt
Organism: Glycine soja
Lineage: Eukaryota; Viridiplantae; Streptophyta; Magnoliopsida; Fabales; Fabaceae
Exons: 1
Coding region: 136-534 (132 amino acids)
Source: RefSeq, a predicted model, not a curated record